This is a messenger RNA of Necator americanus (New World hookworm), 468 nucleotides long. RefSeq lists its product as uncharacterized. Bases 1 to 468 code for a protein of 155 amino acids. The record is from RefSeq and is a predicted model, not a curated record. NCBI's taxonomy places the organism in Eukaryota, Metazoa, Nematoda, Chromadorea, Rhabditida, Ancylostomatidae. The transcript has a single exon.
AUGCUGCUCAGAGGAUUAAGAGCCUGCGCUAAGCGUGCCUCGAAGCCGCGCACGACAAACUUGGAUCAAAUUUCGAAGACCACGAAGGAAUUGUUGGAAGGAAGAAGGGCAUUGAGGCUUGAUCCGAAUGCAUCGUAUAUUGAGCGAUUAGUAGCAAACACUAGCUGCAGGAAAGCGUUGCAGGAGGAUCUUUUGAAAUACAGACAGAAGAAGACACAUGACAUCCUACCUUCUGGAAGCAGCACAAAGAAGAACGAGUCCAAAGAAGUGCCAAGGGAUCUCCGCGAAUAUAAUAUUCCGCUAGCAACAUUGCUGAGCGAAGACGGGACUCGCACGUGUUCUCGUCGCGAGAUGGAAAUCAUUACGGAGAGGUUCUACGCGAACCUUUUCCGUUCAUCAACUCCUGUGUCAAGCCCGAUCAUCUCCACUGGUGAAGCUCCACCACAGAAUCUCCCUUCGGAAGUAUGA